AGAAUAUCCACCCAUCCUUUGAGAAUAUUUGUUUGCAUCCCAUAAAGUAAGAUUAUCGCCAUAAUUUGUCUCUUUAAUCUAGGCUUCAUACACUUGAACCCAGUACCCGGGGUACAAGAAACGGCCGCUGCUGGUAUUUUGAACAAUUAAUAAAGGGGUGGAAGAACCCAGCAGACCAGGUAAUUGAAUGACGUUUUGGGUUGCGACCUUUCUUCAGACUGAUGAAGGGUGGAGAAAGCUGGAAAAAAAGUAGUUGGUUGGAUACAGGCUAAACAUUGUCUAUUUUUUAAAAUGAAUGGUGGAGAUACGAGGAAACACGAACGUGCUUAUUAUUGCGCCUACGUUUUGUAACCUGAAAUAAUUGCGUUGUUUCAUUCUUCACAAUUGCUGCCUGAUCGACGGGGUAUUUCUAACAUAUUCUAUUCUGUUUGUGCCAAUCAGCCACCUUCAACCCGUGCCACAGCCGCUUGGAAAUCUUGCCCUUUCAGUGCAUGGUGAUGGGGAUACAGUGGCGCAUUGUUCAGCCGAUGAAAGGAAACUUGUCCCGUUGCUUGCACGGGGGCACAGCUCUGGGGGAGGAUCUCGACCCGGAACGUCACCCAUUCCUUGUCUCCAGAGAUGCUGCCGAUCCCGCUGAGUUACUCCAGCAUUUUGUGUCUAUCGCCAGACAUGCUGUUGAUUAUUUCACGGACGUCCGAUAAGUGGUCGAGGCCGUCCGUUCUCUUGUCCAAUGACAGACGGGGCCUGACCUAUUUCAGACCAAUGGAAAGCCCGCACAGCCUUGUCCAAUGAGAAGUGGAUGCGGGCUGAGUCUCCCGUCCAAUGAGGAGCGAGGUCCGGGCUCCGCGCCGCCCAAUAGGGGGCGGGCCGUGUGGUUGACGUUAACCUCGCAGCGAGAAGAUGGCGGAGCAGCGCGUUGUGCGAAAGCGGAGUGGGGACAACGAGCCUGACCAACGAGAUCACUGGACCCAAGAUAUGUUUGGAAGGAAAUGGGAACAAGCAGGAAACCGUAACAAAUCCAUGGCUGAAGAUAGAUCACUUGGCUACCACCAGUCGAGAAGCCAGCAGAAAUAUUUUACUUUGGAUGUGGAUGAUGAGGAUGGUGAAAACAUGAGUUCAAGCAGCACUGACGUAAAAGAGAACCGUAAUCUGGAGAACGUCUCUCUUAAGGAAAGCAAUCAAACACCUGGUGAGACGCAGCUUUCAAAUGGCAGCAAUUCCUCCAUUAACAGAAAACGACCGUUGGAAGAAGGCAAUAAUGGGCACUCACAUCCUAAGUUCCGUGCUAAGAAGAGGAAGAAAACACCAGGUCCCAUUCUGCCAAAGAAUGCACUUAUGCAAUUAAAUGAAAUUAAACCAGGCCUCCAGUACAAGUUGCUGAGUCAAUCUGGCCCAGUCCAUGCUCCUGUUUUCAUCAUGGCUGUUGAGGUCAAUGGACAAAACUUUGAAGGAUCUGGACCCACCAAGAAAAAAGCCAAGUUACAUGUAGCUGAAAGAGCCCUGAGGUCCUUUGUCCAGUUUCCAAAUGCUUCUGAGGCCCACUUGGCUAUGGGUCGGAUGCUGAAUGUUAAUACAGACUUUACUUCAGAUCAUUCUGACUUUCCAGAUACUCUCUUUAAUGGGUUUGAAACCCCAGCACAAGGAGAUGAUCCUUACCUCUUAGGGUCCAAUGGAGAUGGUUCCUUCAAUUCAGGUGACUAUAAUUCUUUUGGUGUCUCGUGUGUUGCUGGAGGAAAUACUGUAGGUCAGUCAGCAAUGAUUACUCCAUCUUCUUUUGUCAUGACUAGUGGAAAGAACCCAGUCAUGAUCCUGAAUGAACUGCGCCCAGGACUCAAAUAUGAGUUUGUUUCUGAGAGUGGAGAGAGCCAUGCAAAAAAUUUCAUCAUGGCUGUGACAGUAGAUGGGCAGAUGUUUGAAGGGUCAGGGAGAAACAAGAAGUUGGCAAAGGCUCGUGCCGCUCAAGCAACUCUUCAAACUCUGUUUAACAUGCAACUGGACUCAACUCCAUCACGGCAACCUAUUCUCAGUGAAGGACUUCAGCUUCACCUGCCUCAGGUGCUGGCAGAUGCUGUGGCUCGAUUGGUUGUGGAUAAAUUCAGUGAACUGACUGACAACUUCGCCUCCCCACAUGCAAGGAGGAAAGUGCUUGCUGGCAUUGUCAUGACAACAGGAACUGAUGUCAAAGAUGCCAUGGUUAUAUGUGUUGCCACUGGAACUAAAUGUAUCAACGGCGAGUAUAUGAGUGACCGAGGCCUGGCUCUGAAUGAUUGUCAUGCCGAAAUUGUUGCACGUAGAUCUCUCAUCCGGUUUCUUUAUUCCCAAAUGGAGUGUUAUUUAAGCAACAAGACAGAAGACCAUCACAGAUCAAUUUUUAUUAAAUGCGAAGGAGGUGGCUUCAAACUUAAGGAAAAUGUGCAGUUCCACCUUUACAUCAGUACAUCACCAUGUGGAGAUGCCCGCAUCUUCUCACCACAUGAGGCAGCAGUAGAGGAUCAGGGAGACAAGCACCCAAAUCGGAAGGCACGAGGGCAACUCAGGACAAAAAUUGAAUCUGGUGAAGGGACAAUUCCAGUUAGAUCCAGCAACACCAUUCAGACAUGGGAUGGAGUGUUACAAGGAGAACGUUUACUCACUAUGUCAUGUAGUGAUAAAAUAGCCAGAUGGAACGUGCUUGGAUUACAAGGAGCUCUGUUAAGCCAUUUUAUGGAGCCUCUUUAUUUUGCCAGCAUUAUUCUGGGUAGUUUAUACCAUGCUGAUCACUUGUCUCGUGCCGUCUACCAGCGAAUUGGUGAUAUCGAAGAGCUCCCAAGCAUAUAUACUCUCAACAGGCCUUUGCUUAGUGGUAUAAGUAACACUGAAUCACGUCAGCCAGGCAAAGCUCCAAAUUUCAGUGUCAAUUGGGCUGUAGAUGACACAGCCUUGGAAGUUAUUAAUGCCAUGACAGGGAAAGAUGAUAUGGGGCGACCGUCUCGGCUGUGUAAACACGCUCUUUACAGUCGCUGGUUACGCUUGCAUGCCAAGUUGCCAUGUUUGCUUCAAUCCAAGCAAGAGAAGUCUGGUUCUUACUAUGAUGCAAAGCAGGCUGCUGUUGAAUAUCAAGCUGCCAAGGAGACCUUGAUCAAAGAGUUCCAGAAGAGUGGACUAGGCAUGUGGGUGAAAAAACCCAUUGAACAGGAUCAGUUUGUUUUGUCUGUCUAAAUGCAGAGAAAUGUUGGGAUUUUUAGGAAUUGAAAGUUGCUGGAAUUCCAUAUGUCAGAUGUAUUUAUUAACUUUAAACUAAUUUUUUAAUUUUGUUUUUCUAAAAUAAGAACAUGUCCCCUUUUCUUGGCUACUGGCUAGAUUUUUUUAAAUAGCACAAUAAUUGGUAUACACAAUACUUGUUUUAAUUGGCUUCUAAACUGAAGGGUAAUGUCAACAAUUGAUAGCUUCAUUCAAUUGUGCAGCACCUUCCCGUAUUUUUAAUCAGUGUUACUCUUUCAAAUGCACCUAAUUUUUGGAAGGAAAGUGUUAACUGCAGUUUCUGUUAAAAGCUAUGUGGGAAAUAGUCAUGGAUUUUAACAAUUUUGAAUUUUGCUUAAUGGGUUAGAUUUUCAAAUUUGGCACUUAUUGCACAGGGCAUCCUAUUAAGAGAGGGACCAUAUGCUGUGAAUUCAGAUGCAAAAAUUGUUGGCGUUCUCAAUGGUGUGCACAAUUUUUUGAUAAAUAGAAGACAAAUCAAGCUGCAAAUUGGAGGUGCUAACCUGGGCACUCAAAUAAAUUGGAACAUCAAAAAAACAUUUUGCCCUUGAGCAUGAUCUGCUGAUCAUUAAGAUGAUGGCUGAUCUGUAUUCCCCCACACCGUAGUAGCUUUACUUAUCAAAAAUAUAUCAACCCUGAUUUUAAAUUAACAACUAACCGAAUGUUAAUUGCCAUUUGAGACAGAGAAUUCUGAAUUUUACCAUCCUCUAAAUAUUUUUUUACUUCACAUUUAAAUGCCCUAGUUUUAAGAUUUGUGUUCGAUUCCUAAACUCUUCAUCCAGCUGAAAUAAAUUCCUACUGCCUGCCCAUAUCAAUUUCCUUUAAUGUCUUGACAUCUUAAAUCAACACUAUCCAACCCCACCCUUAACCUUCAUAAAUUUCAGGAAAGUAAUCCUAAUUUGUGAAACCUCUACUCAAUGUAGCCCUCAAAUAAUUCUGGUAUAUCCAAGCUGCGCUCCAUUUGACCGCUUUAUGAUUCCUAAAGUGUGAUGCCUGGGAUUGCUCAAGAUACUCUAAUUAUUGUACUAGAGUUCCAUAUACUGUGCAUUCAGAAAGUAUUCAGACCCCAUCACUUUUUCCACGUUUUGUUACGUUACAGCCUUAUUCUAAAAUGGAUUAAAUUCUUUUCUUUUUUUAGGGAAGAUUCAAACAAGAGGACAUGACUUCAUAAUUAAGGGACAGAGGUUUAGGGGUAACAUGAGGGGGAACUUCUUUACUCAGACAGUGGUGGCGGUGUGGAAUGAGCUUCCAGUGGAAGUGGUGGAGGCAGGUUCGUUGGUAUCAUUUAAAAAUAAAUUGGAUAGGCAUAUGGAUGAGAAGGGAAUGGAGGGUUAUGGUAUGAGUGCAGGCAGGUAGGACUAAGGGGAAAAAAAGUUGUUCGGCACGGACUUGUAGGGCCAAGAUGGCCUGUUUCCGUGCUGUAAUUGUUAUAUGGUUAAUCAUCAAUCUACACUCAAUACCCCACAAUAAAAAAGCAAAAACAGGUAUUUAGAAAUUUUUGCAAAGUAAUUCAAAAGAAAUAACUGAAAUAUCACAUUUACAUAGGUAUUCGGAUCCUUUACUCAGUACUUUGUUGAGGCACCUUUGGCAGCGAAUACAGCCUCAAAUCGUCUUAGGUAUGACACUACAAGCUUGGCACACCUGUAUUUGGGUAAUUUCCCCCCAUUCUUCUCUGCAGAUUCUCUCAAGCUCUGUCAGGUUGGAUGGGGAGCGUUGAUUCACAACUAUUAUCAGGUCCCUCCAGAGAUGUUCUAUUAGGUUCAAGUCCGUGCUCUGGCUGUGCCACUCAAGGACAUUCACAGACUUGUCAAGAAGCCACUGCUGCGUUGUCUUGGCUGUGUGCUUAGGGUCAUUGUCCUGUUGGAAUGUGAACCUCCACCCCAGUCUGAGGUCCAGAACGCUCUGGAGCAGGUUUUCAUCAAGGAUCUCUCUGUACUUUGUUUAAGAAGGAACUGCAGAUGCUGGAAAAUCGAAGGUAGACAAAAAUGCUGGAGAAACUCAGCAGGUGAGGCAGCAUCUAUGGAGCGAAGGAAAUAGGCAACGUUUCGGGUCGAAGCCCUUCUUCAGAAGCUCUGUUCAUCUUUCGCUCGAUCCUGACUAGCCUCCCAGUUUCUGCAGCUGAAAAACAUCCCCACAGCAUGAUGCUGCCACCAUCAUGCUUCACCGUAGGUAUGGUAUUGGCCAGGUGAUGAGCAGUGCCUAGUUUCCUCCAGACGUGACGCUUGGCAUUCAGGCCAAAGAGUUAAAAAUUGGUUUCAUCAUACCAGAGAAUCUUGUUUCUCAUGCCUUUUGGCAAGCUUCAAGCGGGCUGGUCACUCUACCAUAAAGGCCUGAUUGGUGGAGUGUACUCUGGUGCUCUGUCAGAGUGACCAUUGGGUUCGUGGUCACCUCCCUGACCAAGGCACUUCUCCCCCGAUUGCGCAGUUUGGCCGGGCGGCCAGCUCUAUGAAGAGUCCUGGAGGUUCCAAAAUUCUUCCAUUUAGGAAUGAUGGAGGCCACUGUGCUCUUUGGGACCUGCAAUGCUGCAAAAAUUGUUUUAUACCCUUCCUCAGAUCUGUGUCUCGAUCAGCCAUGAUCACAAUGAAUGGCGGUGUUGUCUCAAAGGGCCGAAUGGCCUCCUCCUGCACCUAUUUUCAAUGUUUCUAUGACAUAAUCCUGACUCGGAGGUCUACGGACAAUUCCUUCAUCUUCAUGACGUGGUUUUUACUCUGACAUGCACUGUUAACUGUGGGACCUUAUAUAGACAGGUAUGUGCUUUCUAAAUCAUGUCCAAUCAAUUUAAUUUACCACUAGUGGACUCCAAUCAAGUUUUAGAAACAUCUCAAGGAUAAUCAAUGGAAACAGGAUGGACCUAAAUUCAAUUUUGAGUGUCAUAGCAAAGGGUCUGAAUACUUAUGUUAAUGUGAUAUUUCAGUUAUUUCUUUUUAAUUACUUUGGAAACAUUUCUAAACACCUGUUUUUGCUUCUUCAUUCUGGGGUGUUGUGUGCAGAUUGAUGAUAAAAAGAAAUUAAUUUAAUCUAUUUAAAAAUAAGGCUGUAACGUAACAAAAUGUGGAAAAGGUGAAGAGGUCUGAAUACUUUCUGAUUGCACUAUAGCUGCAGCACCAUCUAUUUGUAUUAUAUGAAUCUGAGCAUGUAGCAUUAAAUGAUUGCAGGUCCUCUCUAGGUUAUGAACACCCGAUUUAUGAACACCAUGUAUGUACAAGUGAGCACUUGGGAGCCCAGCAGAUGGAUGGGGCUUAAUUUUUUAGCUGCUGCUGACAUUUUCUGCCAGCAGGAGCUGGGCAUUUGUGCAAGCCAUCUCCCCCACCCCCAGCUCCAAGCCGCAACAAUUGGGGUUGGGUUGAGCCAAGCAUUGCUGGGUACCCUGGGCAGUCUGUCUCACUCACUGAUUCAGUGAGGCCUGCAACUGGAACUGCUUGCUCUCCCAUCAGAGCUGCUUCUCUUACCCUCUCCAAACUGCUUUUGUUUGGGUUACAAACAGUUCUGAGGAAUGGUGCCCUGUCGUAACCUUGGGAUUCCCUGUAACUUUUCCCUACAUGUGUAUAAUAGUUAAUAGGUGAAACAUCUAAUUUAAAGAAAUAUGUGGGGAUUUGGGGAAAAUCAGGUGGAGGAGAAAACUACUGCUUCCACUGAAAACAUGUGAACAUUCUACAUUAAAAAUCAGAAUUAUUGCAUUAUUAGAAUCUGUUUAAUUAUCUGUCCUCCCAAGUAUUCUGGGUUUAGGAAUCUCCUAAUUUGCAAUAGCUGUAGCAUUUGUUUGUUUGCAAACUGAAACACUAUAUAUUUUUUAAUUAGUACAUUGUUCUCGGGUUCAUCUUAUCCAAGGCAAUGCUAUUCAUUCAACUGAAGUGAUUCUUGUUCAGGCAAAUUCAGCACUCUUGUGUGAUAAUUCAUUUUCCACUGGGAAUAAGUGUUCACGAAAGGUCAAAAUCCCCCCAAAAAACUUUUUUUAAAUGUAAUCGAUGUAAUACAUUUUAGCAAAAUUUAAAUUGCAGCCUAGCCAGGCCAUGAAAGGAAUGCUAACAGUCUAUUUGUAUGCCUGCUGCUUCUUCCUGCUCAUUCUCCAUGCACGACUGUUGAUGUGCUUGUUUCCUUCUGUGUAAACUGGAAUAGCAUAUAUUUAAAUGCAAAUGUUCCUUGCAUUAAACCAUUGCACCAGAAUGAAGUAAUCAUGAGUGUAAAGGGUCAAAUUUUACUUAAUAGUACAGCAAUUAAUUGUAUUCCAUUAAAUGUUGAUGUCGCGUGGUGCUGAAAUAAAAGGGGAUGCAAGUUGGCAGUGAUUGGAUCACUUGAAAACUUGUUGAAUUACAAGUGAAAUUAUUCUUAAUUAUAUGCUUUCAUUCUGGAACGGGCAGAAUUUCUUGUGCAUUUAAGAUCUCUGAAUUGUUUUGGAAAGCUCAAAGUUUGUUGUUGUCAGUGUUUAGAAAUCCAAGUUAAAUGUAAGAAAUUACCGUUUUUAUUACAAGGUAGUUGCAUAGUCAAAAGUUUCAGCGUUUAAUGCACUGGGCAAAAAUCUUGAGCAUACAUUUUUGGCCUUAAUGGUAUUUUAUUCUGAAUAAAUCAGGUGUGGAAGAAUGGUAAUUAUGCGAUCUGUAUAUUUAGAUUGUGGUCUGGCUUGAGAGAAAUGCCCAUUCUUCUGCACAUCUGCAAAUGUAUUAAAUCAAGGAGAUUCUGAAACCUUAUGGCAAGUUGUGCCUAUCUGCUUAUGACCUAAGCAAAUAACUAAAGUUCCAUUGCUUUGAAUAUGGCAAAAGAAGUGGGGUUUGCCACACUUUUGCAUACUAGAAUGAUUUUCUAAUUGAACCCAUACAGCUCACUCCAAGAAAAAGACUAGAAAGUAAAGUGGAAGAUGCAGCUCCCAAGCUUGUAUUCAAGAGCCCCUUUAUUGACAUUAUUUUACUUGCUUACUUACUGCCUAUUAUGCCUCCUGGCAUGUAGGGCAGCAACGAAGGUCCUCCACUCCUGUCUGUUCUGGGCUAGCUUCUGGACACUACCCCAGGUCAUGUUGAUUCCUUCAGUUGCUGUUUCCGUAACAUAUUUGUUUUACGAGACAAUUGUUUUACGAUAUUUGUUAGCCCUGUGCUCAACCUCCAACCUGGAGGACCAGUGGAUCGCUCUUCGUCUCGCCUCUACCCUUCGACCUGUCCAGCAUGGGAGACCCUAACAGGAGACGAAUCUCCCGCUGACAUAGCUCUAGGGGUCACUGAGACACACAAGCUCCCCAACCAUGACAGGGUUGCAAUCCAACGGGGAGAACAUUAUUUUAGACAAGUAGAAAAUUAAUGGAUUGAAAUUAUUUAUUAAACAGUCCACUGGCUUAGAUCCUGGACCAAAGUUUGAGAUGGAUCUGAUAUCUUAAUGGAAUUUGAGCUUAACCUGCUUCACUUUAUCAGCAGAUUUAGGAUGUAUUCUACAAGCCAGUGCUGAACUUGAUUCUUUCAGGAUACGUAGAAAGGCAAUGACGAUCCCAACCAGCUGGAGAUCAAAACAGUAAAUCUGUAGAAAUUUAGAACUUUUUAUCACCUUUAACACCUAUUUGAAUUACCUGAACCCAUUCUGCUUUUAAUUGUGGAUGAAUGCUGGUUGCCACAUAGAAUUUUUAUUUAAAAUUAUUCACAGGUAGAUCCUCGGGUUGUCUGAUUUAUAUUAUCUGAAUCAGUAGUGUUUAGAUUUGGAGACAUUUAUUUUUCCUUGGAAAGGAAAAAACAAAGAAGUCGUAGGAAAGAUUUGACAUAUGAAAUCAUUUAAAGAGGUAAAGCCAAUGCUCUAAUGUUAGAGGUUGUUUUGUUGGAUAUAACAAUCUGAAUACUGAUUUCGAGCACUAAUAUUUUGAUAAAUAAGGUAAAUGGGUAUCUGAUGAAAGAAAAGAAUGACCUACCAUGACCAGUUAAAUACUGGAUAGAAUUUUGCUGCGCUAUUAGAAAUAACAAGGAGUUUCAAACCUGCAGCAAUCAAUUGUCCCUUCCACUCCACUGACAUCCCAACUCGUGUGCCUUUGUGUGCAAUACCAAUUCUUGAGUUGUAAAUUCAAUUGACUGCUGUUCACCACAUUUGUAGGGUUCCAAAACCAAGGGUCACAAAUCUAAGAUUCUGAUUAGUAAAUCUGAUGACAAAUUUAGAAACUACCUAGAGUAUUAUUGAGAAUGUGGAACUUUUUACCACAAAGUUAGCAAAAAUGCAUCAACCCAUUCAAACAAUGGUAGUUUCUUCACUGUAAUUUACUGUAAUUAACUAGAAUAUUUAUCUCCAAUUGUGGAGAAGCAGUACUCUUGUGUUGUCUCUUUAAAUAGAUCUGUUAUCCCGUAGCGAACCCUGUCCGCGUUAAGGGUAUCAUCAAAUAUGUACUUUGUCACAGUAGCUAUUCCAUACUGUAAGAUCUUAUUGUCAUUAAGGUGAUGAAUUCUCUUGCACUAUGGGAGUGUAUUGUCAAGUAUCUAACCUUUGCACAUCAUUGGUGAUGGAGGAUGACGCGUAUUUUAUUGCUUCACACGGAAAUGUAGUGUAAAGGUUCUUUUCUGUAAGCAUAUAUUUUGUCACCUUUUUGUUUAAAAGGAACAAUCACUUAAACACAACUUUCAUUGUCUUAUGUGAAGUGAUUUUGUACUUUGGCUUUGGAAGCACCUCAAAGAAUUCAAUGUUUAAUGCACCUUGUACUUAGUAAGUCAGUCACAUUUAGGUAUUUCACUUUUCAUAAUAAAUUAAAGUCAAAAAUAAAAACGUUAACUAAAAUUUAACAACUGAGAAAGAUUGGAUUUUUCCAUCUGUUGCAAGUAUUCAAAUUGCAUACUACAUACACAAUGCCAAACUGGCAAUUGGAUGUAAUAGUCAUAGCAAUGUUGAGUUUUGCUGGAUAUUUUGAACAGUUCUUUUUGGUAGGGGUGAAAUCUUGUUGCUGUUCUUUUUCUUAAAUUUCCAUCACAGCCAAAAUCUCAAACCCCAAGAGAUGUUUGAUGCAUUUAUCAAUUCACCAGCUUUGGCUACAGUAUAAUUGAUGUCUUGUUUUCAGAUUAGUGAAGGGAAACGUGAGUUUUUCUGCGGUUUAGUACAUUAGGUAUACCUUACACCUGGACAAAAGCACCAGCAUGAGACUAAACCACACAAACAUCCUGGUUUCCAGCACUGGUAAUAGCAGAAGCAUCUCAACCCCCCUCCCCUGUGCUGUCCCGAUGUGUUUCUUAUGGAGUCCAACAGACAGCACGAUCUUCUGCAGACUUCUCACCCUGAGGCAAAAAAUUCCACCAAACCUGUGUCUGGGUGAAUGGUGCAGAAUAGUGCACCACAUUCAAUUGGGCACAAAUAAGCACUUUCUCCCAGGGGAAAGAUGAAUAGAUAUUACUUUAUUGUUUAUUUGAAUAAUUAUAUUUGUUAUUUACUGUGUGGAUGAUAUUUAUAGCUUUUUAUGUAAUUUUUCUCUACUGUUUAUAAUUUUAAUAACAUCUUUAAUUUGUUUUGGGUCCUGACUGUUGCUGAAUGUUUGUAAUAAUUUGUAAAAAUAAGAGACAUUAACAAAACACAAAGAGCACAGUCCCAGCUUUGACAUUCAGAGUCUAGGUUUUUCCUCAUGUCAAAGAGUUUCUGCGACACUAGUCAUCUGUACUGUGCCAAUCCCCUCUGCUAUGCUGGUUCACUCUGAAGUGCUUGGAGCCAAGCUCCAAGCAAAAGAUUGUCAAAAGCUAGGCUUGAACCAACAUUGUAGCCUUGGGCAGGCUUUCAGCAAUUUUGGUACGGGGAAAUCAGGGCCAUUAAUAUAAUGCGAUGGGAAGAAAGCAAACAGGAAAGCGUAUUUUCAACAAUGGAUAGUGUUUCAAUUAAUUAUGUGGACAUCAUAUCUGUACAUACAUAGUGAAGGAAAGAAAAAUGUAGCACUAAGAAAAAUGAGUGUUGGUCUACAAGACGUGUAAGUACAUUCCGUGCGAAAUUAGCAUCAAGAGCUUAGCUUAAUGGCAUAAUGCUCGUGGAAUAUGUUCCUGGCACCUUUUCCUUUGAGAAGCAUACCAGAAGCUGUGCUGUGAGAAAUAAGGAACCUGUGGAUCUGAAAUCUAUUAAGGUUGUUCAGGAGACUAAUUAUUUGCAAAUGAACUAUAAUGAACCAUUAUCAGCCAAUCUUGACUUGAUGUUGGUAAAAAGAUAUUGUUGUUCCAAACCUUGCCACAAAAAAAUUGACUGAAGCAGAAAAAAGGACUCGCACUUGUUCACAUUAGAAUUUUUCAUGUUGGAGAACAUGUGUUGAAAAUCACUGGAUUUAAGUCACCAAUAUUUUCUGAAUCUUCAGUAAUUAAUACUGUGCGAUCUUCCAAAAAUGCAAUAAAUCAAUUGUGUGCAUCUGCAAAGAAGUGAAAAUGGUGCUGUUGGAGUAAUUCCUGCUGUAUGUCACCAUUUUCUAUACACAAAUGUAUUUUCUGAAAUCCUUAUUUAAUAUGUAGUAGAAAGCCUUUGGGUAAUGGCUAAAAGUAAAUGAGAUCUUGUCCUUUUUUAGAUAAUAUGUGAGAAUCGAUAAUUUGUUCCUAUGUGCAUAUAUAGUCUUCUCGCAACCAGGUUAGGAAUCAUGGGGGAAAUGGUGAAAGAUUUUAAUAAGAUAUUUGGAUUUGAGCAUGCUAUUGUUUUCCUUGAACUCUGCUCUCCUUGAACUUUUGUUCCUUAAAUUAACCAAGAUCAGGGAUUCUCGGCUGUCUAGAAAUGUUGAAUUCUACAUUAUUUAAAAGAGUGUUGGAUUCUUUCACAAGAGUGGUGGGUAUAGACAAUAGGUGCAGGAGUAGGCCCUUCGAGCCAGCACCGCCAUUCAAUGUGAUCAUGGCUGAUCAUCCACAAUCAGUACCCCAUUCCUGCCUUUUCCCAUAUCCCCUGACUCUGCUAUCUUUAAGAGCCCUAUCCAGCUCUCUCUUGAAACGUCCAGAGAACCUGCCUCUACCGCCCUCUGAGGCAGAGAAUUCCACACUCACAACUCCCUAUGAGAAAAAGUCUUUCCUCGUCUCCAUUCUAAAUGGCUUACCCCUUAUUCUUAAACUGUGGUGCCUGGUUCUGGACUCCCCCAACAUCGGGAACAUGUUUCCUGCCUUCAGCGUGUCCAAACCCUUAACAAUCUUAUAUGUUUCUAUAAGAUAUCCUCUCAUCCUUCUAAACUACAGUGUGUACAAGCCCAGCUGCUUCAUUCUCUCAGCAGCUGACCGUCCCGCCAUCCCGGGAAUUAACCUUGUAAACCUACGCUGAGCUCCCUCAAUAGCAAGAAUGUCCUUCCUCAAAUUAGCGGACCAAAGCUGCACACAAUACUCCAGGUGUGGUCUCACUAGGGCUCUGUACAACUGCAGAAGGACCUCUUUGCUCCUAUACUCGACAACUCUUGUUAUAAAGGCCAACAAGCCAUUCGCUUUCUUCACUGCCUGCUGUACCUGCAUGCUUACUUUCAUAGACUGAUGAACAAGGACCCCCCAGAUCCCGCUGUACUUCCCCUUUUCCCAACUUGACGCCGUUUAGAUAGUAAUCUGCCUUGUGACCUGCUACCAAAGUGGAUAACCUCACAUUUCUCCACAUUAAACGUCAUCUGCCAUGCAUCCACCCACUCGCCCAACCUGUCCAAGUCACCCUGCAUUCUCAUAGCAUCCUCCUCACAGUUCACACUGCCACCCAGCUUUGUGUCAUCGGCAAAUUUGCUAAUGUUACUUUGAAUCCCUUCAUCCAAAUCAUUGAUGUAUGUUGUAAAUAGCUGCGGUCCCAGCACCGAGUCUUGUGGUACCCCACCAGUCACUGCCUGCCAUCCUGAAAGGGACCCGUUAAUCCACACUCUCUGUUUCCUGUCUGCCAACCAAUUUUCUAUCCAUGUCAGCACUCCACCCCCAAUACCACGUGCCCUAAUUUUGCCCACUAAUCUCCUAUGUGGGACCUUAUCAAAUGCUUUCUGAAAGUCCAGGUACACUAUAUCCACUGGCUCUCCCUUGUCCAUUUUCCUAGUUACAUCUUCAAAAAAUUCCAGAAGAUUAGUCAAGCAUGAUUUCCCCUUCGUAAAUCCAUGCUGAUUCGGACCGAUCCUGUUACUGCUAUCCAAAUGGGCGGCUAUUUCAUCUUUUAUAAUUGACUCCAGCAUCUUCCCCACCACCGAUGUCAGGUUAACUGGUCUAUAAUUCCCUGUUUUUUCUCUCCCGCCUUUCUUAAAAAGUGGGAUAGCAUUAGCUACCCUCCAAUCCACAGGAACUAAUCCUGAGUUUAUAGAACAUUGGAAAAUGUAUAUGGAACAAGCUACCAGAGGAGCUGUGGGGGCAGGUACAAUUACAACAUUUAAGAAACAUUUAUUCAGACAAAUAAAUGGCAGUAAGAGUUUAGAGGUGUAUGGGCUGAACACAAGCAAAUGGGACUAGCUCAGAUAGACAUCUGGUCGGCAUGGAUGAGUUGGGCGGAAGGGCCAGUUUCAGUGCUGUAUAUCUCUUUGAAUCCAUUUGAUUUAGCAACACUUUGAGCAGUAGCAGGAACCUGGGGAGAGAUCAUACUUCAGUAGUUGUAAAUUCUACAAGUGGCUAAACUUGGCAUGGAUAAUCAUUUAUCAUCCACCUUGUGGUGUCAAUACACCACUAUGGCAGUGUUAACUAGCAUCAGAAAAAUUUGAAGAUCCAAAUGGAAACUUAACGCGUGAAAGAACUUUCAAGGUUGGAUGGGAGCUCAUUUUUACCUGUCUGCCCGCUUCCCUUCGUGAUUGUGUGUCCUGGCAUCCUUUUUAAAACGGAAUUAUUGACACCACUUGAUACUGAACGGGUCAGCCUUUUCAUUGACUAGCUUUUUGUAUAUUUUAAAAUCAAACAGUCCUACACAGUGCAACAGCAAAUGAUAUCCCACUAUGAAACUAUAUUGGGGAAAUUAUAACUUUUAUUUACUUGGGUGUGUCAUUCUUCCAUUAAUUGCUAAAAUGAAGCAGUAUCUAAGCAAAACAUAUCUUAUGGAGUUACAGGAAAAGACAGAUGGCAGAAUAAAUUGUUUAGGUGAUCAAAACUUUCCAAGUUGUGUUUAGGAGAUUGUUCACCUUAAACUUUAUGGUAAUGUUUCACUGUGUAAUGAGCAGGUUAUACUGUAAUCACUGCAUGAGUUACCAGCACUAAUACUGUUCCAUUUCUCAUUAACAAUCCCAGCAUGAUUCUCUGUUACAUGUAGAAAUGAAAUAAAAAUAAAUUUACACCUGACUUUUAA
This is a messenger RNA of Leucoraja erinaceus (little skate), 14409 nucleotides long. RefSeq names its product double-stranded RNA-specific editase 1-like. The record is from RefSeq and is a predicted model, not a curated record. Gene Ontology annotation, molecular function: double-stranded RNA binding; double-stranded RNA adenosine deaminase activity; tRNA-specific adenosine deaminase activity. Bases 901 to 3198 code for a protein of 765 amino acids. The transcript is spliced from 12 exons. Lineage: Eukaryota; Metazoa; Chordata; Chondrichthyes; Rajiformes; Rajidae. Gene Ontology annotation, cellular component: cytoplasm; nucleolus. Gene Ontology annotation, biological process: RNA processing; adenosine to inosine editing.